UGUCCGCCAUUGAGUAACACGAUCUCGGAUAGAAACGGGUCAGAGGCAGUGACACAGACGACUCUCAUGUUUCUCCAUUCCUCGUGCUCUGAAGUUUGACGGUUACCGUUUUUUAACAACGUAUUUUUACAGUCCGUUUACACUGCUGUUUUCUUUUUUUGUCCCGAGAUACGUUUGAUGGACUCGCACGGGAUAUUUUAGCAGCGUUUAGUGUUCCCGUUAGCGGGUUAAGCGAACCGAGCCUGGCUCUGCUUUGGGGGCAAGUGCGCCUGCAGCAGCUCAGCGGUUGAUGGAUCCUAGAAUUGCCUGGUUUCAGCCAGAACAGCGGGGACCUGCCAACAACCUGUGGAUGCACAUCUGGGAUACGACGCAGACGCUGGGAAACCUCUACUUCAACAGCAACUGCAACACAGCCAGCGCCAAACUGACGAGCGGCGGAGGCGACGGUGCGUCGAGCAACGCUGUCGCCAGCAGCGGAAAGCCCAGAGACCACCAAGGGAUGUCUAGAUCCAAACCUGACAGUGAAGUCUCCGAACAGCUAGACUUCAUCCCUCUGGAAGCCAAUAACAACAAUAACAGCAGCAGGACAGGCAGGGGUGUCGGCGGAGGAGGGCAGGUGGGUGGCAGCAGGGUCGCGGGAGUGGGAACCGAGUUGCCAAGCAAGAGGAAAAGAGACAACAAGGCGAGCACCUUUGGCUUUAACAGGAGUCUGCUGCUGACGGAUGGGGCGGAGGACAUUUACACGGGCACACCGUGGAAAAGCAGAAACUACUCGGAAGGCGUUGUGGGCCUGCAUGAGGAGAUAAAGGACUUUUAUGAGUAUAUUUCUCCUCGUCCAGAGGAGGAGCAGAUGAGGCUAGAGGUGGUGGCCAGGAUCCAAGGAGUCAUCAAGGACUUGUGGCCCAAUGCCAAGGUUGAAGUGUUUGGCAGCUUUAGCACAGGCUUGUAUUUACCUACAAGUGAUAUAGACUUGGUGGUAUUUGGUCACUGGGAGACUUUACCUCUCUGGACUCUGGAAGAGGCGCUGCGCAAGAGAAAAAUUGCAGAUGAGAACUCUGUCAAAGUCCUGGACAAAGCAACGGUUCCCAUCAUUAAACUGACAGACUUGCACACAGAGGUAAAAGUGGACAUCAGCUUUAACGUACAGAAUGGUGUUAAAGCCGCGAAACUUAUCAGGGACUUCAAACAGCAAUUUCCUGUAUUACCGUACCUGGUGCUGGUUUUGAAGCAGUUUUUACUGCAGAGAGACCUGAAUGAGGUGUUUACGGGAGGAAUCGGAUCAUACAGUCUGUUCCUCAUGGUUGUCAGCUUCUUACAGCUGCACUAUAGAGAAGACGCGUGUAGUUCAAACCCAAACCUGGGUGUACUGUUGAUUGAGUUUUUCGAGCUAUACGGACGGCAUUUUAACUACCUGAAGACGGGGAUCAGGAUCAAAGAUGGUGGCUCAUACUUGGCCAAGGAUGAAGUGCAGAAAGGCAUGCUGGAUGGGUACAGACCCUCUAUGCUUUACAUUGAGGAUCCUUUGCAGCCAGGAAAUGAUGUAGGGCGAAGUUCAUAUGGGGCGAUGCAGGUGAAAGAGGCUUUUGAUUAUGCUUACGUUGUCUUAAAUCACGCUGUGUCCCCAAUUGCCAAGCACUACCCCAACAACAAGUCAGAGAGUAUUCUCGGUCGAAUAAUCCGUGUCACACAGGAAGUAGCAGAGUACCGUGACUGGAUCAGUGUGCAGUGGGGCCAGCGGAGCAACAAUGAGCCGAUCCUCAGUUGUAAUGUAAAUGAUGUCACGCGGAGAGUUGAGUCUGAGGAGCUUGAUGAGUGUAAUAAUAACUUCCCAGAAGAUAGUGCAGUGCUUCCUGCUGUUCCCCGGAGCAAAGUGUCAUCAAACUCUUCCUCUCCUUCCCCCUCUUCCCCUUCAUCGCCAUCAUUAUCAUCGCCAUCUUCAGCAGCCUCUAGCUCAAGUGAAGCGGACUCUGAUGGAACGCCCUGUAAGACUUCAAAAGCUUUGGGUCGGGCCUCUAACACUUACAAUGAGAAUACAGAAAGGAAUCUGUCCAAUCACAGAUCACAAAAUCAUUCAACAACAGUGCCCACCCCCACUAAUAAGGGCAACAAGAGCCGACAGCUUGCUAACAAAAGUGCUCAAGGGCCACACAACAACCCCAACAAGAUCCAGCAAAACAGCAAGUCCCAAAAACCUAGCAUGAAGAAGAGGAAACCUCAGCGUGAGGUAGCGCGUGAGGACUUGUGCAGAUAGGGGGAGCUGUUCUUGCAGACUCACACCUGCUCUUAAUGUGUCUGACCACAGAAGGGUGCUGCUGGUAUCAUUAAUCUCUCCUGUCCCACUGUUAAAGGGAUGCGUGUGACUUUGUAGCUGGAAAAGGAAAAGAGGAAAAAAAAAAAGAUUUAUUAAAGUGGGGCGUAGGCCAUGGGAUUUAAAUCAUGUGGGAGAGGCUAGGCCUGAUCUGUAUUGGCUUCUGUACAAUUUGGGAGCUGCACUGCUCUCCUGGAGAUGUGGAGGACCAGAGAAUGUAGGAGAGAGAAUUCAACUCGAGCAAUACCUGAAACCCUGGACUUUUGCCUCACUGAGGACAGCUGAAGGAAAAUAAAAAGGACUCGAAUUACAAAAAAAAAAAAGGGUUAUAUUGAAAGUGUAAAGAUUUUUAAAUGUUUAAAAAAAAUUGUAAAAUGUAAUUAGUACAAGAGAAAUUAUGCAUGUUUUUUCUUUUCUUUCUUUUUUUUUUCUUUUUUUUGAAGAGUGGUUCUUUUUUGUCAUGAAUGCAGAUUAUACAACUAUUUGUACAAGAAAAAAAAAAGACACAAAAAAAAACACCAAAUAUCCCAAAAAUAUUAUCCAACAUGGAAAUGGUUUCAUAAUAGUUUUAUAGUAUUGUUUAUUUUUUGCCAUGCUGCAGACAUACACACAUUAACCAGAAAAGAGCUCUUCAUGGCUAUGUACGGGUUUAGGUUCAAUUGCCAACACUUAUCAUCAGCCUCUUCUGCUGUUCUUGUAAUGAUGUGGUUGGGCUGUGUGAGAGGGGUGUUAGUAGUUGACUGCACAUCCGAAAACACACAACUCUGCACACUGUAUGAAUGUGUGUGUGUGUGUGUGUUUUGAGUGUAUGUGUGAACAGUCUGUCAGCAAGAGGCGUAAAGUGUGUAGAUCUGGAAAUUUGAAGAACACUACAGCUGUGGUUUUCAGUCUGCUUCUCAGAAUGAUCAGCCCAUUGCAAAAUAAAUUGUAUUUGUUAAUGUAUUUAUUUUUAUCAAAGACAGUUGAUUUCUAUAUGCUGACCGCAGAGGCCAGACAUGUUCUGUGUUCUGUCUUAUGGCUGAGUGGCAAAACAUUGUUGCUUUUCAUGUAGUGUGUUAUAUAUAUAUAUUAUUUUUUUUAUUUUAUUUUUUUUCUGAAUGUCAAAUACCCUUUUUCCGAUAACAGUUGAGUGACCAAGUUUAUUUCUGAAAGUACAUUUUAACAGAUAUAAGAAAAAAAAUGGUUUAAACAUUUUAAUUUGUGGCUGGUCUACUUAAAAGGAGAUGAGGUGGAUUAUUUUGUGUGAUUUUUAUUUUUUGUUUAAUUAAUUUUCUCCUCCAUUCCACUGGAUCUUGAUGUAUUUGUAAGAAUGCCCGUUCUCUCCAAAUUAAUAUUAAUGCAUUUCUUCAGAUAAACAGUAGGUGGUGGUGUAACAUAAGGUUAUUUCAUACACUGUAAUUCCCCAGUGACUUUGUUUUAAGAUUUGCUUAAUAGUUUUCACAGAUCUCUGUAAAUGUAAGAUAUGAUGGCUUUUGAUGAGGUAAUAUUAGUUACUCCACCUGUGUUGAGUGUAUGGAGUAUCAAAGCCAGUAGUAUGUCUAAAACCGAAUCGAUGCCACUGAAAUAGAGCUGAGAGAAAUGCAGCAAUAGAACAAUUGGAGGAUCAUUAGUGCCAUAGCCAGUGCUCCAGACAGGUUUACUUCACAUGUAUCCAUGAUCAUCCAUGCAAUAAAAGUUACAGCACAACUAUCCAACAUCAAGCUGGUACAUUUCCUAUUCCACAAAGUCUCUGUUAAAUGCCUUUUCUUUGUUUUGAAAAGUUGCUAUAAAUUUUGUACUUUCCUAAUGUUAAGUGUACUAAAUGUUGUUUGGACAUGUUUUUUUUUUAUAUAUAUAUGCUUUAAUGUCUUGGUAUAGUGCAUUUAACUUAACGCCAGUGACUGAGCCGAGCAAAUGAAUGAUGUUCUAUAGUCAGCUGGUACAGCAGAACGAAACUUAAUGAACACCAUUAUUAAACCGGAAAUUAUUUACUCCAAGACCAAGGGAUGCUUUGUGAAAAAAGUUCCAAUAAUAAUAAUAAUACUGGCGUAAUACUGUUACUUUGUAUUUUUGGAUUUAGGACGAUUGGAGGAUUUUUGACAGAUAUUUUGUUGGUUGCAGCUGCAUUCUACACACUACAGAACAUCUGAUCAUUUUGCAAGUGUUCCUGGUUUAACUUGACCCUGAAAGAGUUAAUAAUCUUAAACCUGCAACUGUACUCUUUGACCUUGAGAGACGCAUCAGGCAGAAGAACUGAGCUGAUUGUGACAUUUACCUGAUCCUCAUCUCUAUUGUCUUUGACAUGCCAAUAUAAUACUUUGCUAUUUA
Carassius gibelio (silver crucian carp) is the source of this 4615-nucleotide messenger RNA. It is a transcript of the gene tent4b, whose product is annotated as terminal nucleotidyltransferase 4B. Gene Ontology annotation, cellular component: nucleolus; TRAMP complex. Lineage: Eukaryota; Metazoa; Chordata; Actinopteri; Cypriniformes; Cyprinidae. The transcript is spliced from 12 exons. Gene Ontology annotation, biological process: RNA 3'-end processing. Gene Ontology annotation, molecular function: poly(A) RNA polymerase activity; mRNA binding. The record is from RefSeq and is a predicted model, not a curated record. The coding region runs from base 290 to 2251 and encodes 653 amino acids.